UUAGACCAAGGAGCAGUCAACAUGGAUAUCCCUCACGCAGCAUCCUCACCCGACAUUUCUUACAUAUCAACGGCGUCGGCUCCAUCCUUACGCGCCAGAGAUUCGACAGUUAGCAUGGCUUCUUCACGACCUUCUUAUCUGCCAGGCGAAGAAGGAGGUAAUGUCAAGGUUGUUGUCAGAGUGCGCAAGUUCUUGCCUCGAGAACUUGAACGACAGGCGCCAUGUCUGAUCGAGAUGGACCCCAACACACAGAAGACGACAAUUCAUCCUCCUCCUGCAAACACUCUUGAUUCAAACUCGCGCAAAGUCUAUGAGGAGAAGAGCUUCGUCUUCGACAAAUCCUUCUACUCUCAUGACGAGUCAAUGCCACACUUCGCCCACCAGCAAGAUGUCUACGCUUCGUUCGGCGAAGACUUCCUGGAUCACAACUUUGAUGGAUACCACACUUGUAUAUUUGCAUACGGCCAGACUGGUUCUGGAAAGUCGUACACCAUGAUGGGCACCAAGGACCAGCCCGGUCUGAUCCCCCGGACAUGCGAGAAUCUAUUCCAACGCAUCGAACAAGAGCAGAAUGGCAACAUCACCUACAACGUUCAUGUCUCAUACUUUGAAAUCUACAAUGAGCACGUUCGCGACCUUCUGACUCCUCGCACCAACCCACCCACACACCUGAAGAUCCGCGAAAGCAAGUCGGACGGUGUCUAUGUCCAGAACUUGACUGACAGCCCCGUCAAGUCUUUUGGCGACAUCCAGAGACUCAUGCACAUGGGUGACUUGAACCGGACGGUAGCCGCAACCAAAAUGAACGACACAUCAUCGCGCUCCCACGCCGUCUUCACUCUCACCCUCAAACAGAUUCAGCACGACAUUGCCACUGAUAGUACCAUUGAACGCACAGCUCGCAUGCGUCUGGUUGAUCUGGCUGGAUCUGAGCGAGCAAACAGAACUGAAGCCACUGGCCAACGUCUGCGUGAGGGAGGAAACAUCAACCAGUCUCUCACCACUCUUGGUCGCGUUAUCGCCGCCCUUGCAGAUCCCAAACGUUCACGACCCAGUGCCCGCUCAAAUCAGACCAAGCGUCGUGCUGAUGUGGUACCUUACCGUGACUCGGUGCUUACCUGGCUGUUGAAAGACAGUCUGGGUGGUAACUCCAAGACAGCAAUGGUGGCCUGUAUCUCACCAACAGACUAUGAGGAAACCCUCUCCACACUCCGCUACGCCGACCAGGCCAAGCGCAUUCGCACUCGUGCCACUGUUAACCAAGACGCAGUGUCCGCUGCAGAACGCGAUGCCCAAAUCAAAGAAAUGGCAGAGACGAUUCGCCUUCUCCAGCUGUCCGUCAAUGCAUCGACUACUCGCAAGCGCGAUGAAGUGGAUCGCGCAGGCCAAGAACUGGAGGACUACCAACGCCAGGUCACAAAGAUGCAGCGCGCAAUGGAAGAAUCUCGUGCUGUCGCCGAUGUGAAGAUUCGCGCCUUGAACGCCGAGUUGGAAGAACUUCGUCCCAUCAACGAACGCUUGCAAAACGAAGUGGCUUCUUUGCGCAGGCAUCUCGCUCUUGCCGUUGGCGAGUUGAAGAACCCUAUCGUUCUACCUCCUGCAGAGGAAGACAAGGGUUGUGAUGUCCAAGAGAUCGAGGUGUACAGUGACGAAGAUGAGGNNGAAGAGCAAGGGCAGAGCGAUGACGAAGGAUACUCAUCACAGCAUGCAGAUUGGCAGGCUGACAUUGACGAGCUCAUGAAAGACUUGACCAUGUUCAAGACGAAGGUUGCGGACGACCGUAGCAGAUUCACUAUCCCUGUUGCUUGA
Aureobasidium musti is the source of this 1809-nucleotide messenger RNA. Lineage: Eukaryota; Fungi; Ascomycota; Dothideomycetes; Dothideales; Saccotheciaceae. The record is from the annotation of a GenBank genome assembly.